AUGAUUGUUUAUAUGAUUUGGCCCAUGGACAAUGGAAGUGUAAACAGGAGUGAGGAGAGUGCAGGAAACAGGAUGGUGAAUAUACAACGCACAGAAAAGAGGCACUGCGUGAUGGUAAAGCAUGGAUGGGCUCCUGAUGACUAUAAGACGCACGUUGACGAAGGCAUUCUGAAUAUAAACUUUGAAACAGACAUUUUUCAGAAGCAGGCGUUCUAUUUCCUGAGCAGAAAUAUGUCAGUGUUUGUGUCUGCACACACAAGCUCUGGAAAGACGCUUGUUGCUGAGUAUGCGAUUUCCCUAUCGCAAUUACAUGGCACAAGAACGAUCUACACGUCUCCUAUCAAAGCAUUAAGCAACCAGAAGUACCAUGACUUCAAGAUGAAGUAUAAGGAUGUUGGGAUUGUAACUGGAGAUGUGCAGGUGAAUUCGUCUGCAAAAUGCCUUGUGAUGACUACUGAGAUUCUGAGGAACAUGGUAUAUAGAAACGGAGACUUGCUGAGGGACACAGAGUUUGUGGUUUUUGAUGAGGUGCAUUACAUAAAUGACAGCGAUCGUGGAGUAGUGUGGGAGGAGUGUAUAAUUAUGCUGCCAAAGCAUAUAAACCUGAUUAUGCUGAGUGCGACGAUUCCAAACGGGCUUGAGUUCAGCGAAUGGGUUGGCCGAACGCAGAGCAAGACGAUAUAUGUGAUAUCCACGAGUAAAAGAGCGGUUCCUCUGGAGCAUGUGCUGUAUAGUGAUUGGAACGUGUAUGCAAUUGAGGACGAGGCAGAUAAAAAAAGAGCAUCGAAUUUCAAGGAUGGACCGACGCCUUUAAGCAAAAAGGGAAAGGUGCUGGGCAAGUUCAAAAUAUGUGAUGUGGUGAAUUUUAUCAUGCGGAGGCGAUUAGCACCAGCAAUACUUUUUUGCUUUUCUAAAAAGAAGUGUGAGGAGUAUGCAGAGAUUCUUGGGCCAUUGAGCCAGAAUGAUGAGCAAAGCAGGGAGCAUGUGCGAGCAUUUCUGAACGAGGCAAUCAAGUGUCUUUCUGCAGAGGACAGAUGCCUGCCUCAAGUAGUAAGCAUGACCUCGAUGGUGCUAAACGGAAUAGCGGUUCAUCACGGGUCUUUGCUUCCUUUUGUGAAAGAAUGUGUUGAGCUGCUGUUUUCGAUGAACUUAGUGAAGAUACUGCUGGCCACCGAGACGUUUGCAAUGGGUGUGAACAUGCCUGCUAAAUGCUGUGUGUUUCUGUCUUUGAGUAAGAUUGAUAACGGAACGUUUAGAUAUCUUUCGUCUGGAGAGUAUAUUCAAAUGAGUGGACGGGCUGGAAGGCGAGGGAUGGACACGGUGGGCACUGUAAUGAUUGCGGAUCCAAAGCUGCCAACGAUUGAUGUGAUAAGAAGGAUUAUUAAAGGAACUCCGUUCAGUCUGUCAAGCCAGUUUAAGCUAAGCUUUGGAUUGAUACUGCUAUCAUUGAGAUCUAAUGUUAAGGUUGAGGAGCUGAUGAGAAGAAGCUAUGGAGAGCACAGAAGCCAGAAGAACUAUGAUAAGGACAUGGAUAGGCUGCGUGAAUUAGAAGCAGAAGACGAGGCAUGCGUGAAGUGUGGCGACAUGAUGGAAUAUCUCUGUGCUGUUGAAGAAAUAUGUAGUAAGAACUGGAAGUUGAUUUGCAAGUCUCCCAUUUUGUGUAAGGGAACCAAGCUGUUGCUGAAGGACAACUCUAUAUGCGUGAUAAAUAGUGUCUGUGGAUCCACUGUUGUUGUUGAUAGAUGUGAAGAUGCGGACGAAUGUGGAGAAAGUAUAGAGCAUGGGCGGUGUGACAGGAUUGCUGAUGAUGAAUUGAAUGAUUCUGGCUCUAUGGGGAUGCUGUCCUAUCCUCUGAGCAUUAGAAGGCCGCUGGUCAAAAGCAAGGUGAGCGUGUCUGAAAUAUUUUGUGUUGUAAAGAAUGGAAAACCAUUUUGGAGCUAUGGAUUAACAGACGUGAUGGAUGUAUUAGAAGCAAAAAGACUUAGUGGGGUGUGUGCUUACUUGGAAGGCAAGCACAAUGCAUGUGAAAAGAUGGUGCAGCACUACAUAGAAGCAAUUACGAAGAUGAGCAACAGACGCGAGGCGGAGGCGAUAAGAACCAGGUACAAAAUUUCUAGUCUCCAUAUGAUUGACGAGUAUAGUAAGCGUAUGGAGUUUUUAACGAAAAGAGGAUUUGUGGAUGGUGCAAUAACAUUGAAGGGAAAGGCUGCUGCCGAAAUCCGCACAGUUAACGAGGUGCUUGUGGUUGAGAUGAUAUUCUCAAAUGAGUUUGAACUCAUGGAUGGAAGGAAGAUCAUAUCAUUGAUGUCGUCGAUGGUUUAUGAAGAAGCACUAGAAAACGUAGGCGAAGAGAUCUUGUAUAAUGAAACAAAGAUGAUAGCGAAGUAUUUUGCCGAGAUGUCUGGUGAGAUAUGCGAUCUUGGAAUUCCUCCGUUCACAGCCCUGAACUUUUCAUUGGUGGAUGCAGUGCAUGAGUGGUGCUGCGGAUCAUCACUUUCGAAAAUAGUGUCGAAGUAUGGAGUGCCUGAAGGCUCGUUUGUAAGGCUUAUCUUGAGGCUUGAGGAAUGCUGUAGAGAGUUGAUGGGAGUGGCUGUGAUGAUAGGCGAUAAGGAUCUUGAAAAAAAGAUUGAGGAUGCAUCGAAGUCUAUGAAGCGGGAUGUGAUAUUUUUGCCAAGCCUGUACUUAUGA
This is a messenger RNA of Ordospora pajunii, 2688 nucleotides long. RefSeq lists its product as uncharacterized. Bases 1 to 2688 code for a protein of 895 amino acids. The record is from RefSeq and is a predicted model, not a curated record. The transcript has a single exon. Gene Ontology annotation, molecular function: nucleic acid binding; RNA helicase activity; ATP binding. NCBI's taxonomy places the organism in Eukaryota, Fungi, Microsporidia, Ordosporidae. Gene Ontology annotation, cellular component: Ski complex. Gene Ontology annotation, biological process: nuclear-transcribed mRNA catabolic process, 3'-5' exonucleolytic nonsense-mediated decay.